This is a messenger RNA of Panicum virgatum (switchgrass), 479 nucleotides long. RefSeq lists its product as uncharacterized. The transcript has a single exon. The record is from RefSeq and is a predicted model, not a curated record. NCBI's taxonomy places the organism in Eukaryota, Viridiplantae, Streptophyta, Magnoliopsida, Poales, Poaceae. Bases 81 to 332 code for a protein of 83 amino acids.
CUGCCGCUUGCAACGAGACGGGCAGCACCACCAUCAGCAGCAUCAUCUGAACGGCGUAGCAAGUGACAGGGAAGGAAGGGAUGUCGGGAGCCCAGGGCGCGCACCCGGUCGGCCAGACGACGCCGACGACGUACGAGUCGGUGGGCGGCGGGGAGAACCGCACGCGCACGGACCUGCGGUCGCGGGAGGACCAGGGCGCCAUCCAGAUCGAGAAGGUGCAGGACAAGGUCGACGAUGCCGUGGGGCGAGGGGUGGACCACCGCGUCUUCGGCGACAAGAAGGAGGGCCGCAACGCCGACGCUGACCCAGGGGCCACCGGCACCGGCGCGUGACCGGGGGCCAUGGCUCGCGUCGCGCGCUCGUGUUGCUCGUGCUCUGUUUUCCUGCGUGUGAGGCCUUUCUAUGUACGCAGCCACUGCUUGUGGAAGAUGGCAGCGACUGAUGAAAUAACAUGUUAGCGUACCGUCGGGUUUGAAAUU